GCAGCACUGGCUCGAUCGUCAACAGAAACAACAAUAACGGCCAUUAAUAAUCGCUCCUCUCUGAUUCAUUUCCAACCACUGACAACGGCAACAACCGCGUUGUUGAAUGCCAUCAUCAUGCUGGUGUCACGGAUGCGGAUGAGCGUGCUGGCGCUGGUUGCGCUGCUUGCGCUGAACGUGUAUGUGUUUGUGGAGCGAUCCACGCUGGAGAAGCAACUUGAACGCCAGGAACGCGCCUAUGACAACUCCCUCAACAUCAUCAGCGACUGUCGGGAACAGCUGAAGAUGCUUGUUGACGAUCGAAACAAGUUGCGGAAGGAGCGGCGUGAGGUUGUCGUGGAGGAGAACGGACUCCUCCUCAAGGAGCAGGCCAAGCUUGAGACAUGCCAAGAGGAACUGGAACAGAUCAAAGGGAAGGACAUGCACGAGGCCGUGUUCAACCGAGCCGUGUUUGAGGCGCGCAGACGCCGCAGCGUAUAUCUUCACGACUCCCUCGCUGCCAUCCAAGCAGUAGCCCUCAUGUCAGGCCGCACACCGGGAUCGGUGCUUGGCGAAGACCCCGACGACGAGAUGGUGCGCAACACGCUCAUCGCCGCCACCGCAUCCCGCCUCCAGUGCGAUGUGGCGAGGCUGCAGGCGCUGCCAACGCCGGUAAUCACGGAGGUGGCGCUGGGUCUGUUGCAGGAGGAGCGACAGCAGCAGCAGCAACAACAGGAGGGGGAUGUGGAACAAGACGCACAGGGCGGAGAUCAGCAGGCAAUGGGCGCUAGAGGAGAAGAUGACACUGCACACGUCAACAAUGCAUGAUGAUCGUGGACGCGUUGGUGGGCAUGUGUGCGUAUGUGUGUUUGUACCUGUGUGUGCGUGCGUGUGUGCGCGUGUGUGUUUGUAUCUCUCUCUCUCUCGCCCUCCCUCUCUGUACUAUCUGUGCUGUCUGUCUGUCUGUCUCCGUCUGUCUGUCUGUUUCUCUCCUUCUCUGCACUGUCUCUGCAACCUUGCUGUUGUUGCUGUUACUGUGGAGCACAGGUGGUGUUGCUUGAACAGACGUUGCUACACCCAAUCGUUUCAAGGGCACAUGCAUGUGUGCUGCCUUGAUGCAGUUAAACUCCAAUCACCUCACGAG
Molecule: messenger RNA, 1123 nt
Organism: Salpingoeca rosetta
Lineage: Eukaryota; Choanoflagellata; Craspedida; Salpingoecidae
Exons: 5
Coding region: 118-807 (229 amino acids)
Source: RefSeq, a predicted model, not a curated record